Eriocheir sinensis (Chinese mitten crab) is the source of this 16588-nucleotide messenger RNA. Its product is annotated as KICSTOR complex protein SZT2-like. The coding region runs from base 102 to 13172 and encodes 4356 amino acids. The transcript has 73 exons. The record is from RefSeq and is a predicted model, not a curated record. NCBI's taxonomy places the organism in Eukaryota, Metazoa, Arthropoda, Malacostraca, Decapoda, Varunidae. Gene Ontology annotation, cellular component: peroxisome.
AUACAAUAGAGAGCUGAGUGCGAUAAUCUGGCAACGGUAAGGAGGAGGAGGACCAGAGAGUAAACAAACAUGUGGAGAGAGGCGAUGACCUGACCUCGGCGAUGACCUCUUCAGACCAGCAGCCUCCACCCGAUGAGGAGGGUGUGGAGGUGCUGGAGGCAGAUCAUGUGUACAUCCUCAUGAGGAGAGAGUAUCGCAUCUCCCGCAAUGUGCGAGCAGAAUGGUACCUGCGGAGGAUCAACUCCAUCAUCACCUUCCCCAGGAGAGAGAAGCUGAGUGACAAUGAGGAGGAGCUGGAGGUGGUGUCCGUUCUCCCGAUGGACGUUCCGCCGGAGUGGGACUCGGACACGUCGCACCUCUACCACUACCGGGUGACGCAGCGCACGACCCUCCACUUCCUGGCCCGCAAGUACCGCCUCGUCUUCUGCCUUGACCUCUCGCCCUCGACCUCGGUUGUGGACGUGACAAAGAGCAGCACCGUCCUCGAUGAAGUGUUCACCACCCUCCGGCAGUGUCUCAAGGGCAUUGUGCGGCCGUUCUAUAUCCCUGGGAGUCUGCUGCUGUUCCGCCCGGAGAUCUACCUCACCAUCAUCGCCCACACGCCCUUCUUCAAGAGUCAGAGUCAGCAGGUGUUGGUCCAGGGCUGGCUACUGAUGGAACGCAACCUGGACCACUUCCUCAACAGCAUACAGGCCAGUCUGAUCCAGCUGGAGGCUCAACUGGCACAGGCCACAGCACAGACGUAUGGACAGAUGGUGGAGGACAACUUUCUGCAGGCCCUGUCCUUGGCCCUGCCCAACCCCAUGGUGUCUCCAGACAUAGGCUUUGUGGACAUGCUGAGAUAUGGCAUCGUGGCCCUACAGCUCUUGCCGGAAAACAGCAGUGCAGGCAUCGUCAUCAUAACAGACGGAGUGAUCGGGUUGCCGGACGCCACCGUGUUUGACUCCCUCUUGGUGCAGCUGAGGAACCAGACCAUCGCGUGCAGCUUCCUUCAGCUCGGGUCUGUGUACCAGCCCCAGCGCUCCUUUGGAUACAUCCCCUUCACUGACCUCAUGAAUUUCCUUGCCACGGCCACAUGUGGAGCCUACAUGCCCUCCCUCCCCUCUGUGGGCAAUGACUACGAGUAUGACAUGAAUGAUUACCACAAGUCCCUGCUGGCAUGGGGCUUCCAGAAGUUCACCCACGACCUCUGCUCCUCCGAUGGGGACCACGAUCAUGACGAGAACGAGUGCCUGAGUGUACUGCCGCUUGCCCCUGAGGUGACGGAGCUCAUACGGAAGAAGGAACGCGAGACUCAGCUCAACACAUCACUCAAUGCCAUUCUGUCCUGCCGUUUGAGGGAAGGGUAUGCCAUCAAGCAGGUCGCCAUCGCUGCCGACCAGAUCCAGCUGGUCCUGGUGCUGCCGUGGAAGUACUCCAUCUUCAUCGAGUACCACAUACGCUCCCCCUGGCCGCCCACCCAGCACUUCGUCUACACGGAAGUCUGGAUUGAAGCUACGUAUGAAUUCCUGAAUGACGUAACCAGUGAUCCGCACCGCCAGUUCCGCUCCAAGUACCGUCAGAGCAUGGUGAACAAGUACCUCCACACCCUACAGCACCUUAGAGAUACAGACACUCUCCUGGUGGGGCUGCAGUCCUUCUCCGCCAGUCCCACUUACUACACGCUUCCGGACUGCAUCAAGAGUGGCCAUCCGGUCUUCUAUCGUAAUCCAGGUCACCCGCACUCGAUACAUGAUGCUAAUAGUGAGCAGUUCCCGCAGUUCACCAACUUCUGGCGGCCGGUGUGCAUGCUGGACACCAACAUCUGGCAGAAGUGGAUGCACACCCACCGCAUCGGAGUCAUCCUCGAGCACGACCACCCGCUGCCCAAAAACCUGCACAUCACCAGCACCAGCGGCAGGUAUGGGUUCGUGCAUUGCCGCCAGGCUGAGUCGGCCCUCACCACCCAGCUGGCUGAUUGGUGCGACUUUGUGCUCAUCGAGAAUGACUCCUACAUCAAGUUCCUCUACAGGGAAGAGGAGCAGGACAAGCAGGCUCCCAUAUCCUUCUUUGUGGUCCGGAUCACGUCCAAGCCGCCGCCCUGCCUGGUGAUCCGCCUGGCCUUCCUUGGGGGCACGCCAGGACACAUCAGGAACCAGAUGGUGAGGAUCAUCAAGAGGAAGAUCCAGGAGCUGGCCUUCCCUCAGCGCGGAGCCAUCACUGAGCGCAGCAAAUCACUGCCGCCCGCUGGCAACCAAACAGAGGACAAGCUGAGCGAGGACAUGACCAUCUCAGCCUCCAGCGACUUGCAGCCCACGGGGGUACGGCGCGGCCUGUCACGCAUGGCCUCCAACGUGCCCUGCUGCGUCAUCACCCACAAGCCCGUCGAGAAGAUCCUCAUAUGGUACGACAAAAUCCCCACCAACCUCCUGAGUCCCCUGGCGCUUGAGACUCCCCCGGGCGUGACUGCGACAGGGCGGAGCGGCUAUACCAAGAUGGCCCCCACCAAGUCUGCCACCCACAACAUGGCGCUGCUCUCCCGGUACCUGCACCACCGACGAUGGAUAUGGGCCGUGCAGCCUCCCAAUGCACCAGCCGUCUCCCUCACAGCUGUCUCACGCAUCCUCAACACACUUACCAGAAUGCGGCUUCAGGAGGGCUUCAACUUCGCCCACUCCUGCAAUGGAAUUAUCACCAUGGUGCGGGAGUUUGCCAUGAAGCUGGACUUGUGUGAGGAUGAAGGGAAGGAUCUGCUGGAGGGGGGACUUGCCACCUUUCCCUGUGUGGCCCAGUACGUCCUCUUCCCCCCACACAUCACCAACAGCAGCAGGGACAGCGUGGUGGAGGAUGACUGGGAGGAAGGGGACAGCGUGGAGGCCGACGGAGUGAUGGAGAUUGUGACGGAGUGCUGGGUGGAGCCGCAGAACGGGGUGGUGGUGUCCCCCUCACCCCGCGCUAACCACCUCAACAACUGCAGCUACAGACAGCUAGCGCAGGCGUUUUACCCAGUGGACCAAAAAUGUAUCUGGAGCAUGAUGACCGUCGAACACCUGCUGCAGAUGUGUCAUGGAGGAGGAGGAGGAGGAGGAGGAGGAGGAAUUGGCCAUGGCGGGGUUGGCGGAGGAGGCCCAGAGCCGCCCCACCCAGAGCCGCCACCUGCCCUGGAUGAGGCGGCUGCAGACCCCUCACAGCGCAUCCAGCAGGUUCCCUUUUCCCUCGACCUGAUCCACCUCCUUCCGAUGUGCCAGCAAGCGGAACUUCUCGUCUCGACCUUCGUUCAGGACCUCAUGAGCAGCCUGGUGAAGCGCGUCACCUUCCACUGCGACAACACGGUGGACGAGGCCAACCAGACGCUGUACAACCUCCUGCUGAUGCACCUCAAGCAGCUCCACCACGGCUGCGAGUACACGCUGAGCACCGCUGACCUGCUGGCCCUCCCGGGGGUGCUGCAGGAGAGGCCGCGCCCCCCAGAGUCUCCCGUGUCGCCCUUCUCUAACACGAAUAUUGGGAAGACAGACGACCCUCCCAAGUGGCGAUGCUUCCUCAAGGGCGUGUCGUCCAACCACCUGCUCUUCACCCUGCUGCCGGCCUCCUACCACGACCUCAAACUCCUGCUGGUGAAGCGCGCCAACAUCACCGACAGCGAGAACCUGGCCCUCAAGCUUGUGCCGGGAGGGGGCGAUCUACAGGACAUUGACACAGAGACCAACACUACUGAUCAGCCUGCCGGGGGACCGCUAUCAGAGCAACACAUCUCAUUUGAGAGCAGCACGUCCUCCCUCACACAUAUGACCUCCCCCAGCCUCCCCCCCACCACCCCCACCAGCAUCCAGCCUGCCCCCACAGAGGACCAUACCCCCGCCAGGAUGCGCUACAAGUCUGGGCCGGCACCCCAUACAGGCUCCCAGGUGGUUCCGACGGUGUAUGCAGACUCACAUGUGCGGGAGAGGGCGAGCUCCUUCCAUGUGAGCCAGGAACGCUGCAACUUCUUUGGCCAGGGAGCGAGUGCAGCGGAGAGGAACAGGACCGGCUCGGUGGACUCCCCCACCAAGGAGCCCCAGGCCGUGCUUCCCAAGACCACCUCACCCAACGAACACAUCCGCAAGAGGUACAUCUCCAUGCCCUCCAAGUCCUUUGGCGGGGUGUUCACGGCUGCCUCCAAGAGCAUGUCCAGCGAGGGCUUGAGGAGUGAGGAAGGCUGCGUGCCCCUGCAAGUCCAGCCUCCCGCAGAGCCCACUGAGGGGCCCGCAGAGCACCGGAUAUCCAGCUUGGACGACAGCUCCAGCGCCGGGCCACCAGCCUCACACCGGCCUCUGCUGGGCACCGUCACGCUGCCCAUCUACUCCUACGACUGCAAGCUGAGCAGCGUCACCACACAGCUCAUCAACAGUGAGGACCGCGACGCCGUGGUGGGGAAGGACUUGUACCUUGACUCCACAUCAAAACUGGAUCUGCAGGAGGACACCGUACCCCUUAAAGGGGGCUCAGGUCCCUCUGCCACCCCCUCCCCCUCUCCCUCGGCCUCUACCAGUCAGGAGAACGGGAAGCAGGGGAAUGGAGAACCACGCUCGGAGGAGUCUGACGCAGGGGACGGCAGCUGUCUGUUCAACCACAUGAAGGCGCUGGAGGUGGCGUACCUGCGCAGCUUUGUGUUGGCGGUGUUCCAGGGUCUGCAGAAGGAGCUGGACGUGCACCAGAAUGACAUACAGGCGGCGCUGGACCACUGCAACGAGGCCGUCAUGGAGAUUGAGAUAACCAACUUCCUCCAGGCCAUCUGUGGACACCUGCGGGACUUCCGGUUGCGCCUGGACCUGGAACACCUGCGUCAGAGGCAGCCCAACCCAACGUCCCAGUCCACGCCUCUUGCCAAGUUCCAGAAAGCAAAAACUGAAGGCACGGACACACCACCUGCAGCUAACAACACCAGUACCUGCACCACCACCAACACCACCACCUGUACUUCCACCACCAGCACCACCACCACUAGUACCUCCACCACCAACACCACCAGCAGUAGCAAGUUCCCUCUCUCCCUUCUGAAGCGCCACCACCCUUGCCGUGACCUCCAGCAGCUACACACCAGCAUCCGAGAACGCUUCAACGCCAUCCUACUUGGGUCCUUCCAGAUUGUGCCAGCCUUCCCUGAGUUCUAUUACUUCUGUCCGCGCAGCCUCCACCACUCCAGCGAGGGGACGCCAGUGGAGGAUUUCGUCUAUGUGUCAUCGCGCGAAUUGGAGCUCUUGGAGAAGAACCAGAUUGACCCCGCCAGACUGCACAAGCCCAGGAGGGUGUCGGUGGGCAAGAAGUCAGAUGUUUUUACGGAAGGGGAAGAGGAUCUGGACGAUGAAACUACGGUGAACGGGGGAGAGGAGGAGGAGGAGGAGGACGAAGGGGAGGACGACGACCCAGACAGAAGCAUUGAAUUCCGCUCCGAGAUUGGCAGCACAGUGUUCCAGCGUCUGCACAGUCAGCUGACGGUCCCGGAGUUGGACGAGGAUAAGACGUCGGUGAUAUCUGAGCAGGACGAGGACAUGAGCUCCCUCCCGGACACUGUGCCGCCGCUCUUUCUCCACCUGACGUGCACCAUUCGUAUUGGCGGUCACGUUCACGCCACCAUCUCCCUCAAAAACCUACCCACAUGUCUUGAUGAAGUGGUGCACACCCUCACCUACCCGGAGCUGGACUUGGCCACCGUCAGAAUCACCCUGGAUGUCCUCUGCAUGACGCUCCUCCCUGCACUGGCGGCCUCGACGACGAAGAUGGUGGCGGAGGUGAAGGACUCAGCGGUGGACCUGAGUCGCUCCUUCCGUACCAUUAGCAUGUGCUCCACCGCCUCCCCACCACAGCUGAAGCGUGGCAGGUCCAUCUCCGAGUCAACCUGCGCCUCCCUCUCGGACAUUGAUGAAUCCUUCUUGGAGGACGAGGACCAGUUGAUUCACCUCCCUGAUUUCCAGCACCAGGCCAUUCUGACCACUGUGGAUGAGAUCAAGUGGCUCCUGCGUGAUGAGAUCGCCUCGGCCAUGCUGCACACGUGUCACCUGAAGGAGGCCAACCUGGAGAUGGUGGUGGCGCACGUCGAGAGCUCCCGCAACGCCCCAAACUGUAUCCUGGAGUCCAUUCCGUUGAACUUUGUGUGCGGCAUGGAGCAAAGCAAGGAGAGGUUCAUGCAGGAGUUUGGGCGGCUGAGCGUCACGGGGCACCACCUGCGGCAGGAGGGGGCGCUGUACUACCUGGUGCAGGAAAAGUCACAGAUCAGGCGGCGACACUUCUCCUCUGUCGUGCCGCCCCUCACCUUCCACAGCCAGUCCAUCAACUUCCGCCCACACCCCCAUGCCGAUGACUCUGCUCAGCUGCGCCAAAUGGAUACAAGUUGUCAGGAGGCCAAGGUCAGCCUCUCCUCCCCCGACACCAUCCGCUGCCCGGCCUCAAGGUUCCAGGCUGGGCGAGUAUCCUUCGACACUGAACGAAGAGCAUCUGAGAAUCUUGGAGACAUGGAGGGUGGAGUGACGCAAAAAGGAGAGGGGCCAGAGAAGGAGAAGUGGAUGAGGCGGCGGGAGAGGAAGGAGAGGAGAGACUCUGAGCGCCGGGGGUCCAUCAACACCUCGGACUCAGACUCAGACAUUCAGCUCCUGCGAGGACCCUUCUCCCGGGAGUCCUCCCACCAGCCCCACGACCCCCGCCAGCGCUACUCCGAGUCCCCGAAGAAGAGCUCCAGCCUGGCCGCCGCUAAACGAGCCUCCAAGGAACAGAUGCUCGGGGAAACCAAGGACAAGGAGGACAAGAACGGCAAGAAGGAGGACAACGAGGAAAAUAAAGACGAGGAUGAAAGUAACAACACAACCCCAAGACGUCAACUUCUGGCACCAUCACGGCAGCUUCAGGAGUCGCAGAAAGGGAGCUCAGACCACAGCCAGAAUUCAGAGCCACAUGAGACCUCCACCAAGGACCAGGAGACGGGGGAGGAGACGCAGCAACAGGUGGCGGACUCUGAGGAUCUAUGCGGAACCAGCCCAGCCCAGAAUGAAAAGGUGAAGGAGAAUGCCAAUAAGGGAGCUAAGAAUGGGGAAAAAGGAGAUCUUCACCCCACCAACGGAGACUCACAUGCAUCACCGAGGCUCAUAGAGGGUGGGAGCGUGACCGAAGGGAGGGUGGAAGGGGAGGAAGUUGUCCGUGGUGAAGGUACCACCCCCACUGAUGCAAGAGUGCCCAAGGACCCGUCACACCGCCUCUCCCUGCCUCUCAAUGAACUAAUAAGGUGUGGGUCCGAGAGCCUUCCCCGGCCACAGGCGUCGGCCGAGGUCAUACGGAAGUCGGCCAGCACUGACAGCUUUGUACCGAGUGUGACUGAGGCUGCCGUGGACACCCUGCGCACCCCUCCCACUGCCACCCUUACGGCCAGCACCAGUGGAGGGCUGUGGGCAGAGUUCAUGAAGAGCCGACACAACUCGUCUGACGUUCUCAAGAGCCGUAACAGUUCCGGCACCAGCACCGACCUCCUAAAGAGCCGACACAACUCAGGUACAGGUGGCGACCUUUUAAAGAGUCGGCACAACUCAGGCACAGGGUCAGUGCUGGGCGGACCUUACUCAGACGUGUCCAGCCUCUUGGAGUCCGGCCAGACCACGGAGGACGGCUGCGAGGGGGACAUCAGCGACUCGGACAACGACUGCUCAGAUUGGCUGCAGGACUUUGAGCUGGUGGAGCCAUUCCUGCCGGAGUUUUGGCUCAUUCUUCGGGUGUCCGUUGAGCGUGUGGACACCUUCUUCCACUGCAGGACGGAGGCAGAGCUGGGGCGAUGGCGUAACGUUCAGGCGGAUGUGGUGCGCAACGUGAGGGCGCUGGUGAAGCUCGUGAACCAGACACUGCUGCUGCAAGACCUCCACAACACCCGCAUGUGUAACCCUCUGCUGGAGCCGGAGACCUCGGAGGAGAUAUGGCUGAAGGAGGACACCAAGAGCAGGAGUGUUUAUGACAGUGAGCCAGAGUACCGAGCCAUCCUUGAGGCCUCCUUCAAAUUCAAGCCUGGAGCAUUUGCAUGUCGGGCGGUGUGGGAGACCAAGUUCGAGCUGCACCACAAGGUCUGCACGGGCAAGGUGGGCAGCAAAGGGAUUCUCGCCCUGCGCACCAUUCUCAACCCCUUCUCUGUCAACAACCGCAAGAAUAUGUUUGUGUACGAGGACAAAUCCGGCAACGGCUCCCACGUGUUCUAUGUCAGACUGAAAGAGCAGCAGUCCAGUUCCGUAUCGCCCCAGGUGGAUGGACGCAGCAGGGAGGAAGCUGGAUUGCCCCACAGUGCCUCCGUCUCCUCUCUGGUGAAGCGCAGCAGCCGAGAGGAUGACCCGCAGGUGGCGAAGACCGAGCUUCGGCCGCGGGUCAGCUCGUUCGGGGAGAAGGACGUGAUCAUGGAGGGUGUGCCGUCAACCCCCGCCCAGCGCCGCCGCAGCCACUACAUUGUCCUGACUGUCCAUGGCAUUGCUGAGCCUGGCCCGGCCAUCAAGGAGGAGCUGGUACGGAUGCUACAGAACCGGCUUGACGAGGCUGUGGUGGAGGCGAUCUGUCUCAUGCUCUGGAACAACCCGCAGCAGAAGCUCACCCUGGAGGACGUGCACUUCAUCCAGCCUCCCUACCAACCCCCGAAGACCAUCAUCAGGUUCACAGUCAACGCCAGCGCCCUGCCUCACCUCCAAGCUGUGGGUUUUUAUCUGCGGCAGAACAUGCUCUCCUGCGGCUUUAUCCAUCCCAAGUACGCCGACUCCUGCCCUGAACACCACUUCCAGGACUUCUCAGCCACCGACCAGGACCUGAGCAGCGAGCCGAACAUCUUCCUCUUCGUACGUCCCCGUAAGUCCGCCGCCAAGGGUAUCGCCUGCAUAGCUCUCUCCCUGGUGGACGGCAGCGGCUACCCCAUCCAGCACAUGAGCUGUGCCCGACCCGCCCAGAUGGCCUACCAGCAAAUAUUCUCCCGCCAGGACUUUGAUGCCCUCACCCACAUCCAAGAGUAUCAGCCAAGCCCCACCAAGAGUCCAGGCCCCAUGGCGAUGCUGCAGUUCAAGGUGUGGGAGAGUGGGCGUGUGGACCUGGCGGAGGUGAAGCGUUACCUUGUGGACUCCAUGCGCCACGCCCUCUGGGACAUCAACAUGGAGUACUGCCUGCUCACGGCCCCCAUCAUGCCCUCAAUGUCCACCCCCCAGCACCCAACACCCGCCUCCGAGCCCACCACGCCCAAGAAAGAGGUGCGCGGACUGGCUCUGAGGUCAGUGAGUUUGCUGGAGAACAGCGGUAGCAGCAGCGUCUCCCAGCGCUCGGAGGACCGCACACGCUCUGUCUCAGUGUCAGGUGUGCCUCCUCAUGUCUGCCUCCCCCGCAUGGCAAGCAGGCUCGGGAGCAAGCGAAUGGCACGGACCAACGAGAGUCGCGGCGAUGGGCAGCAGGAGCGCUCCCCCUCGCCCCUCACCCUCGUGCAGGCCAGACUCCGCCUCAUGUCUAACUCUGUGCCGGACCUCAAGGUGCGGGGGCGGCGGGCGUCCCUGCACUACCCCUGGGACGGCACGCCCUUGCUGGAGGGCGCCGCUGGCCACCCCAAGCAGGGCCACUCCCCCCUCAAGGUGCGACAUUCAGUGGACCUUGGAGUGGACCGCAGCAAACUCCUGGGGACUGAGGGAACCACAGUGGGUCAGGAGCUGUGGGAGUACCCAGGAAGCUCCUCGUCCAUGCUGCACCCUCUCUACCACACGACCAUGCUUGACUGGCUGGAGUUCGCCUCAGUGCUGGAGGAGCGCGGGGAACACACGCUACGCCGGGAACUGGGGGAGAAGAGCGGGGAGCAUGCCGUCAAGAAGCACAUUGUUAACCUAGGGUCUAAACAUGCUGUUCCAAUCUUCCUGACGGAGCUGCAGAAGUGGCUGUCGCAGAAUGCCACAGACACCUCCACCAAGAUAUUUGAGGAGACAUAUGGUGAGGAGGAGGAAGAGGAGGUGAGGUCAACCCCGGUCUACAAGCUGGUGGAGUCGAGCAAGGUGCCCCAGGUGUUGCGGAGUGACCCGAGUGGCGGCUACACACACACCAACUUCAUCAUCAUAGGACGCAACAACCAGCAGUGGUGGGCGACGCUCUUCGAGGAGAACUUCAACGACUACUACAUCAGCAUGAUCACGUCAAGCAAGAGCAGCCAGCGUUAUCCUCCUCUAGUCGUGUCUCCUCGUGGCCGCUGUCUGAUUGGUGGGGAGAUCACUUACCCGAGGCCAGACAACAGCUCCGUCUCCUCUACUACCGCCCCUCCGCCCUCCUCCUCCACCUCAAUGCCCAUCACCCCCUUCACCACCACGGCAGGAGGCACCGUUUCCUCGUCGCUCUCCUCGGCCAACAUUCCCAUCUCGCCGCCUGUCACUGUGCCUUCCACCCCCACCAGCACCUCCAACAUUGCAAGCUCACUCUGGGCAACUGGUGAAAUGUCCGAUAUUUUGUUCGUCCCACGCCAGAAGUUAAUCCUGGCAACGCUGCGAGGGCUGGAGCUGGUCAUCUACACCUACAACUGGACCAAGGAACAGUGCGACAACCUCCACUCCACCAUGACGCGCCUCACCCACUGGACCACCGCACGCAACCGUCUUCUCUCCACCAUCGUCCUGCAGAAGAUGGGCCUUUACCACAACCAGCCUUUCACCCGCAAGACUCCCGGCAAGAAGGAGGAGGACAACAACCCCUACAUGGGUAACCAGAGCCAUGUGGACAACCUCAUCAAGCUCCAGGCACCAGCACGAGAGAGUUCCGGCACCACCGACCGCACCAGCCGGAGACUGCAGGGUAUGGUGCCAGUGCUGAGCCUGACGGAUGUGAGGGAGAGCCGCCCCCCCAGACCCCCGCACAGCCUUCACCACCCUAACCUCAAGGACCUGGAGCUGCGACACGGUACACAGAUGUCCGAGAUGAGGCGCCUCGUGGUGCAGAAAGAGACCCAGAGGAAGGUGCUGCUGAAGAUGGUGUUGGAGACGCGUGGACACUCCAGCCCCAUGUUCUCGGACAAGAUCCUGUCGCUGUACAAACAGAACGCUCGCAUUGUGCACUUCUGCCUCACGCCACUCCUCUUCCUCCCCAGGUGGCGUUGGCAGGUGGCAGCUACCCGUGACCAUACCCUAGUCAGUCCCAGCUCACCGACGGACAAGACCUAUGGCACUAAGACCCCUGAGCCUCGAUCACGGCACGACUCCGGUAACUCCAUGAAGAGCGGUGUGGGCGGCAUCGGGCCCUCCGGACUAAGGCGUUCAUUCUCCCUCAAGUCCAGCGCAACAGUGGCGGCGAGUCCCAACCAGCAACGACGGCGACACGUGACCGGCGGCGGGGAUGAGAAAUGGCAUGACGCACUCUGCUCCAGCUACCUCAAGGAGUAUAUCCAGUACCUGCAGAGUCUCGGCUUCCUCACCCUCAACAUCACCCAGGCGGCCCAGCAGAGAGGGAGUCGUCUCAGCCGUGGGGAGUCCGAAAGUCGAGGUUACCGGGUGAAAGAGGUUCGGUUCAAUGAGCAGGUGACCAAGGAGCCCACAUACCUGCUCAAGAACGUCCUCGGCGGCACCAUACUGCUGGAGAUCGCCUUCUCGGAACCUUACUUCUCCUGCAAGAUCUAUGUGCUGGAGUCCUGUCGGCUGGAGGGGAAGAAACUCUCCUCGCAGGUUUGUUCUCUCCACAUGAAGAUGGAGGGAGUAGCUGAGGUUAAGCCUGGAGGUCCUCUCUCCUCACCGCUCUCCCCCACAACACCUCUCUUUCCCGAGGGCUGUCCUCCCGACCAGAUAGAGGACAAAUUUGCCAUCAACUCCUUCCUGGACAAGGUGGACGACAUCAAGGUCCUGCUCCACCUGCACUCCUUCACGUAUGACUUCCACCUGCGCGCUCUCUGUGCCUACGUUGCCGACCGCCAGCUGCUCUUCGCUCCGGGCUACCACCUCUCCUCCUGCCUCUCGGACUUCAUCAAGUAUUACAACAAAGGUCCAAACUUUGCCAGGAACCUCAUCCACUCAGGUGCUCUUACUAUCGAGGAGACGGGCACGCCAGGGGAGCAGCUGUACAAUUACCUGCUGGCGCGGGAGAAGCAGUACAAGAUGAGGGUUCUCCGCAUGACCCCGGUGAUCCUCGACCCUGACGCUGUGAUGCACAACACAGAGUUCAUCCUCGUGCACACCAAGACUUGCCGCGUCCACUACCGAGAUGGGAAUGACCAGCGUGUCUCCGAUGACUACGACGUGACGCUGCUGGUCUCCCACAACACCUCCGCUAACACCCUCCUCCACCACCUGCACCUCAAUUUCUAUGUCAUCCUCACUAGCACACGUGAGGUGUAUCCGAACCGCAUCCUGGAGAAGAAGAUGGGCCAUUUCCGCACCGUGUCCAUCGCCCCCUCCCUUGGCCGCCGCUACACCCCCUCCUCCACACAGACAGACAGUUGUGACCACAGUGGGUCAGACACGCCGCCUGUCACCGGCUCCACCACAACCACCACUGCCGAGGAGGCUUCCGACAACAGCCCAGCCGCUCAGGAAAACCUGCCAUCCUCCGUCAAGUCCUUCGCUGGUAUAAGGUCUGAGAGUGUGAACUACCUCGGCUACUACACCCAGUACGAGGAGACCAUGCAGCGUACACUGGAGAGUCAGGCAGAGGAGGCACGGGCACGCAUCCAGCACAUCUUCAACCAGGCCAAGAUUCACUGCAGACGAGACUCCCUGUGGCAGCGUCUUACCGCCAGCCUGAGGGAGGAGGAGAGAAAGAAUCUGCCGAGGGAACAGGUCCUCGGUGGUCUAAGUUUCACCGAGCUGAGUGAACUGUUGGACCUUGUCAGGGUAGAGCAUCUGGGAUCAGUGGACUCCCAGCUGCUGCCUUUGCUCUCUAAGCCUCUGCACUGGUACCAGGGACUGAUCCGAGUGCUGCAGUCUAAGUACCAAGAGCGACACAGAGGUGUUGUGUGCCGCAGGAGCCUCAUCUCGAGUGACGGCAACGUGCAGCAUGUGGUGGUCCUGAGCUCCAGCUGCCCCGAUGCCUUCAUGAUGCUCUCUAUCAACCUCCACCUCCAGAAGGCGGAGUUGUGCUGCGUCAACAAGCAGCUGAAGGGGGAAGGUACCAGCCCAGGCUCUGACCACCGGGUCCAGACGCUCAUCCAAGACUUUGUCAACGCCUGCUGUUUUCACUUGUGGAGUGGCCUGCUCUAGCACAAGUCUGGGUUUGGUGGUGUCCUGUGUUCAUAUCUUACCAUGUUCCAUACCUAAAUAAUGUUACAUUUCAGAGGUAUUAUCUUAACAUAGUGAAGUUCAUCAAAAUGAGAUGAACCCUUACAGCCUUACCUUGUGAUGUGGUAUGCUAACUUUUUAUGAUUCCGUAUACACAACCUUUCAGGCAUUGGGUCUCGGGUCCUAAAUAAUGCUGCUAAGAGUAUUAGUAUGUGAUUCAGAAGCUACUUAAUUCUGUUGAGAAUUUAUUCAGUAUCUUACAAAUUCCCUAAUUCAGAAUUGAACUUGUACAUUAACUAGUCAUUGAAGGAAAGUGAUCACAUAGCACACAGCAAUAGGAACGUAUUCUUGUGACUGCUCAGUACACAACUGUGUGCAUAGUCAGGACAGCUGUUGUAUUCUCAGUGUAGCCAGUGAUGGCAGGGGGUGCACCAGGACCUCAACCCAGCCCCAGCAUCUGGGGCCCUGAUGGGGACAACCUUAGGGGGCAGCCAGGAAGGGGGAGGGGGAGGUUCCUCUGUGCCUGAGGGAUGCUCUUAACACUACACAAGAAACUGUUGACUCAGGCUGUUGGAACCUUCUCCUUUGCCCAGUUUUCUUGGCUCAGACUUUCACCUGUGAUACAUAAUAUUUGUUCAUGUCAGUUUUGUAGAGAAAAUAUUUAGGAUUUUUUUUUUUUUUUUUUUUUUUUUUUCCCAAGGCAAACUUGAUCAGGAACUAAUUGAGAUUCUGUGUAUUAGAUUCUCAGUCAGUGCUGUUAGCUUUAUUUUCAAGUCAUAUUUUUUUCUGUUUGGAGAAUUCAACUAGAUAGUCAUAAUUCUAUAUUAUCAAGAAUAUAUUUGUUCAUUUGAGGGUUCUGUGGGAAGUUUGCAAGACCAAUGUGUUCGUGUUUGCAAAUGUUGGGUUAAAAUCACCACUUUGUGAUGUUCUGGGUUGGGAUUUCAUUGACAAAGAUUAAACUUAACCCAGGCAUAAAACAAGUGGUGUUAGGGUAUGUUCACCAGCUUAUAUAAACCGUAACAAUUACUAUUAUACCAAGAAAAGAAUGGGAAAUUGAGCCAAAUCAUAAAAAGAAAUAUUGUCCAAGUAAAAUAUGGUUGUAAACCUCUUUAUUGGCAAUAUUUAAUUAUUGAGUCUUAGGUUAUUUCUAUGUAGUGCUCUUUUUUCUGUUGUAAGUACUAAUUGGAGUAGUACAUUCAUAUUGGCAAACAUAACUUAUUUCUAUUGAAGUGCAGGGAAGCUAGUGUGCAAGUUUGGCUUCACAUGGUUAGUAGUAGAAGAGACUAAAUAGAUGCCAGUUUGUCAGUCUUGGAAAGUCUUGCUGGAUCUGCUUCUGAGAGGGACACAGGCAGCAGGUCAGCACAGAAAAGUUGUUGUUCAUGUACAAUACUCUGUUCCAGUAUUCAUUCAGCCAGUCACACUUUCUCACUCAGCUGACAGGAACCAGUUUGCUCAUACAGUAGUUCAUAAGCUUGCUUCUUCAACUGUAUAUUUCCCUUCCCAUAGACAAGACAUGCUGGUGCUAAUCUCUAGGUAAAAACUAAGUUAUGUCACUAUUGUAAAAAUGUUUCCACUGCUCUAGAAUUACAGGAUAUGAAAUUAUAUAGAUGAGUGGGUCUUGGUUAAUAUUUGCAUCAUUCUAGGGGUUAUAUAUGCAUUAGAAUAAUUAAUAAGAUAGUUUUCUGUAUAUAUUUUUGCUUAUCAAAAGGAGAUCGUAGCAGUAAGGAGAGGCAGAGAUGACUGGAAAUGAAUCUCUCUCCAUAAGUUUGCUUGGUGAUUACAAGUUGACAUAGAUCUAGCCUACGUGGAAGAAGUGUCAAGGGCUGAAAAACAAAAUGCAAUGGAGAGAAAUAACUACAAUGUGCCAAAAAGCUAUUAAGUCAACCUCUGAGAUCAACCUGGAUGUCAAGAGUGUGAGGAGUGAAGGAGAGAGAGUGAAGGAAGAAGAAUGAAGGUGAGACAGUGAGGGAAGAAGACUAAAGGAAGGAGACAGCAAAGGAAGACUAGAGGAAGAGGACUGAAGGAGAGACAAUGAAGGAAUAAAACUGAGGGAAGAAGAAUGAAUGAGAGACAAAAGGAAGAAAACUGAAGGAGAGACAAUGAGGGAAGAAAACUCAAGGAAGAAGACUGAAGGAAGGAGACUGAAGGAGAGACAGUGAGGGAAGAAAACUCAAGGAAGAAGACUGAAGGAGAGACAGUCAGGGAAGAAAACUCAAGGAAGAAGACUGAAGGAGAGACAGUCAGGGAAGAAAACUCAAGGAAGAAGACUGAAGGAGAGACAAUGAGGGAAGAAAACUCAAGGAAGAAGACUGAAGGAAGGAGACUGAAGGAGAGACAGUCAGGGAAGAAAACUCAAGGAAGAAGACUGAAGGAGAGACAGUAAGGGAAGAAAACUCAAGGAAGAAGACUGAAGGAGAGACAAUGAGGGAAGAAGACUGAAGGAAGGAGACAGUGAAGGAAGACUAGAGGAAGAGAGCGAACAAGACCAAACCAACCCCUCAGCCAUGCCUCACCACACCACGCCACAGUGCAGGAGGGCAUAGAAAAUGUCAGGUGUGGCAUCGUAUUUACUUUCAAACCCCUUAUACUUACAGGAGACUCACUUAAACCCCUUUCUUAUAUAUUAUGAUUGUAAGAUAUGCAUUAUGACAACUAUAUAGGGCCGCAUGGGGCUCAUUAGUUCCCAUUACACAGAUUUAUUCAUUAUUGUGCCAUUUUUCCAGUGACACGGAUGCAGUUCAUAUGAUGCAGAAGUCUAACUGAUGCCUAAGUAACUAUUUCUCCUAUGCCGAGCUGCAAAAAUUGUGAUGUUACAUUUAUACCUACACUUAAGUUUGUUUUUACUAUUAUAUAAUAUUCCCAAUUAUUAUUCUCUAUUAUUCAAGUUUCUAUAUAUCUCUUAGCCCACAAUCACUGUAUAAACCUAAAGAAAAAGAAAGGUUUGGUCGGCAUAUAAGGAUGUUUACUAUAUUUUUGACAAUAAAGUCGCCUAUAAAAUUGUGUAAGAGUAAUGACCUUAAUGUGUGUGUGUGUGUGUCUCUCUCUUUUUUUCAUCCCUGUGCUGUCCAAAUCCCUUUCCUUUCCCUUCCCUUCCCAUCCCUUUCUAUCACUCCCCUUCCCUUCCCAUCUCUUCCCUUCCCUUUCCUUCUCUUCCCUUCCCAUCCCUUCCUUUUCCUUCCCUUCCCUUCCCUUCCCUUCUCCUUCCCUUGGUCAUGUCUUUCACCUGCCACCAAGCCUCAACAGGUCAGCUCAUCUUGGGGGUCAGAGGUCAAGCUGUACCUAGCCAGCUUGACCCUACAUGAAAACUACACACAUCAACUUUGACCUCUAAUACAUUAUAAGCUUGAGGUCAAUACGUGGAUAUGUAGAGGUCAUAAUAAAUUACUUUUUGAACAUAA